AUGGACUUUGCUGACGUUAUCUUCGCUCUGUUCAUCAUCGUGGUCGCGGUGGUCUCGCUGUUGUCCAACUUGUUGGUGCUGCUAUGCUUCGUCCACAGCACCGAGAUCCGCCGACAGGUGCCGGGGGUCUUCACCAUGAACCUGUCCUUCUGCAACAUCCUCAUCACUGUGCUCAACAUGCCGGCCACCCUGGUGGGGGUCAUCCGGGACCAGCAGCCUUUCGGGGAUUUCAUUUGCCACACGGUGAGCUUCCUGGAGACUUUCCUCACCGCCAACACCAUGUUGAGCAUGGCGGCGCUCAGCAUAGACCGGUGGAUCGCGGUGGUGUUCCCGCUCAGCUACUCCGCCAAGAUGCGCUACAAGGACGCGCUGAUCAUGGUGUGCUACUCCUGGCUGCACUCCUUCACCUUCUCCCUCACGGCCCUGCUCUUCUCCUGGGUGGACUACAGCUCAGUGUACGCGUCCUGCACCUUACAGCCCACAGUGGAAGGGGGAGACAGGAUUAAGUUUACUAUCUUCACAGUGGUUUUCCACGCCACCAGCUUCAUGCUCUCCCUGCUCAUAUUGUGUUUCACAUACUUGAAAGUGCUGAAAGUGGCGAGGUUUCACUGCAAAAGGAUUGACAUUAUCACCAUGCAGACUCUGUUCCUCCUGGUCGACAUUCACCCAAGCGUGAAACAAAGAUGUUUAGCAGAGCAAAAGAGGAGAAAGCAGAGAGCCACAAAGAAGAUCAGCAUCUUCAUCGGCUCUUUCAUCAUCUGCUUUGCCCCCUAUGUUAUCACAAGGUUGGUCGAGCUUCUCCCCUUCGUGGACAUCAACCGCCGCUGGGGAAUCAUCAGUAAGUGCCUGACAUACAGCAAGGCUGCGUCGGACCCCUUUGCCUACUCCCUCCUACGUCAGCAGUACAAGAAAGUCCUGGUUACUGUCGUCAACAGGCUGCUCCGUCGUGACCUGUACCCCUCGUCUGGCCACAACAGCUCUUUAGACACGGAGAACGACUAUUGCCUCCAGAGAAUCAGCUAAUGGCAAAUGCGUGGCGGGAAAUGGCAGAUACACAUGACGGGCCAAAAAUAUACGUUGCCUCAUGGAAGAAGGUGGGCGGAGGAGAAGAAUGAGAAGAGACACAGGAUAUUGUAAGGGAGGAAAAAUCGAGCUGAUAGAGGGGACAUAAUGUGGGUUGGGGUGAAGAGAGAGCAUAAGUAAGGAAGGCAGUGGGUGGAGGAGAAUGACAAGACAGCACUGAGAGGGAGGAUGAAGGGGCGAAAGAGGAGAUGGAUAGGGAGCGACGAGGACGAAAUGUUGUCCUUAGACAGAAUUGGCAAACAAGACAUCUGUGAUUCAUCGGCGGAAACACACAAAACCACACAAAGAUGCACACAUAGAUCAUACAAAUCAAUUUCUUCAGAGGAGUCGUGGGUUCAGAUGAAUCUCAAACUGAAGGACAAAGCAGCCGACACGGUCCCUUCUUCUCUUUG
Messenger RNA from Trematomus bernacchii (emerald rockcod), 1475 nucleotides. It is a transcript of the gene gpr78b, whose product is annotated as G protein-coupled receptor 78b. Gene Ontology annotation, biological process: adenylate cyclase-activating G protein-coupled receptor signaling pathway. The record is from RefSeq and is a predicted model, not a curated record. The transcript is spliced from 3 exons. NCBI's taxonomy places the organism in Eukaryota, Metazoa, Chordata, Actinopteri, Perciformes, Nototheniidae. The coding region runs from base 1 to 1023 and encodes 340 amino acids. Gene Ontology annotation, molecular function: G protein-coupled receptor activity. Gene Ontology annotation, cellular component: membrane.